Messenger RNA from Chrysochloris asiatica (Cape golden mole), 1959 nucleotides. RefSeq names its product family with sequence similarity 161, member B (gene FAM161B). The record is from RefSeq and is a predicted model, not a curated record. Bases 1 to 1959 code for a protein of 652 amino acids. NCBI's taxonomy places the organism in Eukaryota, Metazoa, Chordata, Mammalia, Afrosoricida, Chrysochloridae. The transcript has 9 exons. Gene Ontology annotation, cellular component: cilium. Gene Ontology annotation, biological process: cilium organization.
AUGACUGUGGGGAGGCCUGCGGGAGCCCCCGGAGGCUCGGAAUGGGGCGAUCAGAUAUUUCCUCCCAAAUCCUCUUCAGACACAGAAGCAGAAGAGGAGUUGUCUGAGGACGUAUUGGUCUUGCCCAGGGCUGGCAAGCUUGAUGAGUUCCUUAGCCCAGAUGAGGAGACAGAGUCUACUUCUGACUCAGCUGGGAGCUUUUACAAGAGCCUAGAGGUACUCACCGAAGAAGGCAGGCACUGCCUGCUGCAAUCCCUUUAUCAGUCAGACUCAGACAGUGAUGGGAAGCUCUCUGAAGAGAAUGGGAACCUGGAGAGUGUCUUUCAAGACAAGGGCAGGGAGAAGCCACAGGUCUGGAGUCGCCAGUCUCUGAGGUAUGGCUCCACAAGGCGCUGCAGUUCCUUGAGCAGCCUCCCCUCAGACAGUCCCAGGGAUCAGCCUAGCCCGCCCCGUGUCUCUGGACCCUCCUCCCAGCACAGAAGCAUCAGCAGCUGGGCCUCGUCCAUCACUGUCCCCCAGCCAUUCCACAUGACUUUGCGUGAGGCUCGAAAGAAAGCCCAGAGGCUGGCCUCCCUCCCCUCCUUUGAGCAUGUGAGACAGCAGGCCCAGAGGCAGGGCCAGGAGGAGGCCGAAUGCCAUCGCCAGUUCCAGGCACAGCCUGUGCCUGCACACGUCUACCUACCCCUCUAUCAAGAGAUCCUGGAGCGCAGCGAGGCACGCAGGCGGGCUGGAGUCCAGCAGAGGAAGGAGCUGCUCCUCUCUUCCCUGAAGCCCUUCAGCUUCCUGGCAAAGGAGGAGCAACGAAAGGAAGCUGCGAGACAGAGGGACUUGGCCGCCACAGUUCUGACCAAGGUGCCCAAGCAGAAAGCCACCAAGAAGAUCCCCAAGUCUAUUCUGGAGCCAGCCCUCGGGGACAAACUCCAGGAAGCUGAGCUCUUCAGGAAAAUCCGCAUCCAGAUGAGGGCCUUGGACAUGCUCCGGAUGGCCUCCUCCCCGAUCCCCUCCUCUAGUAGCCGGGUGGACCCACAGUCUCGAACAGCCACCCGAACCCGGGAAGAGAAGCUGGGGUUUCUGCAGACUAACUUUGAAUUCCAGCCUCGGGUGAAUCCUACUGUCCCUGACUAUGAGGGCCUUUAUAAGGCCUUCCAGAGAAGAGCUGCCAAGAGACGGGAAACCAGAGAGGGGACGCACAACAAGCCCUUCUUGCUGAGAACGGCCAACCUGCGUCACACUCAGCGGCCUGGCAAUACAGACACCACUGGAGGGAGGAGGGACUCCCCACAGCCAGCCAGCCCUCCGCUGCCAAGGAGUCGUUCUCUGAGUGGUCUUGCUUCCCUCUCUGCCAACACCCUUCCUGUGCACAUCACAGACGCCACCAGGAAGAGGGAGUCUGCAGUCAGAAGUUCACUUGAAAAAAGGGACAAAGCAGAUGAGAGUAUUCAGUGGUUGGAAAUGCACAAGAAGAAGUGCCAAGCAAUGUCUAAAUCCGUGACCUUGCGUUCAAAAGCCUUGGAUCCACAUAAAAGUCUGGAGGAAGUGUUCAAAGCAAAGCUGAAAGAAAACCGGAAUAAUGACCGCAAGAGAGCAAAAGAAUAUAAGAAAGAAUUGGAGGAAAUGAAAAAGAGAAUACAAACAAGGCCCUAUCUCUUCGAACAAGUUACCAAGGACCUUGCCAGGAAAGCAGCAGAGCAGCGAUAUCGAGACACCCUGAAGCAGGCUGGGUUGGAUGAAGACUUUGUGAGGAGCCAGGGUCAAAGCACCGGAGCCAAAGAAAGGCAGGAGUCAGGAGUCACUGAUCCCUACAGGUCCAUCCAUGAAAUGACAAAACUCCAAAUACGGGAGCCACAGGAUUCAGAAGAAUCUCUAGAACUGCCUGCAGGCCUCAAGACAGACCUGGAGGAACUUUCUUUUGGAUCACUGAAUAAUCUCAAAUCAGUUGCUUCAUCAGUGCACUUAUAA